Messenger RNA from Oncorhynchus nerka (sockeye salmon), 4811 nucleotides. Its product is annotated as probable E3 ubiquitin-protein ligase HERC3. Gene Ontology annotation, cellular component: cytoplasm. Bases 133 to 3177 code for a protein of 1014 amino acids. The record is from RefSeq and is a predicted model, not a curated record. The transcript is spliced from 24 exons. Lineage: Eukaryota; Metazoa; Chordata; Actinopteri; Salmoniformes; Salmonidae. Gene Ontology annotation, molecular function: ubiquitin protein ligase activity. Gene Ontology annotation, biological process: protein ubiquitination; ubiquitin-dependent protein catabolic process.
UGCAUAUGGUCGCGUUCAUCCCUUUUCCCCUUCAGAACGCACUGACUCACAGGGCACAGAAAGACCGCUCUGACCAUCAAGAUGAGCUGAUUAUUGAUACGUUUAGAAGGCGACAAUAAUAACACAUUGACAAUGUUUUCGUGGGGAGAGAACAGCCGUGAUGGCUUCGGUUUAGUAAAGUCGAAUGGUUUGGUAAAGGCGAACACGGAUAGUUGCCUAAAUGUCAUACUCACGAAAUCUCCAAUUGCGCAUCUGUCCGCGGGUAAUAAAGUGGUCGCGUUUAUCAGAAGUAAUGGGAAAGUGUCAUUCGCUUGCAGGAUGCACGAGUAUAAAGAUGGGAAAAGGGUCACAUGGAAACUGAAGGGUGUGGAGUGCAGGGAGAAGAUUCUGGCUCUGAGUUGCGGAGAUGCCCAUGUUGUUUUACUGUCUGAGGAGGGCAGAGUUUUUUGUCUUACCUCUGCCUCCAAUGUUCCCAGCCCAGUGGGUAACUUGAAUCAGGUAAUUCAGGUUGCAUGUGGAGACCACCAUUCCAUUGCACUAACCCAAGAUGGUAAAGUGUUCACGUGGGGCCAGAACUCCAGAGGACAGCUGGGUUUGGGGAAGGGAGAGCCCAGCACCUUGUCUCCCCAGCCCCUCAAGUCUCUGUCAGGUAUCCCCCUGGCUCAGAUCACCGCUGGGGGAGACCACAGCUUCGCCCUGUCCCUCUCUGGAGCCGUGUUCGGCUGGGGCAAGAACGGCGCCGGACAGCUGGGACUGGGGGACACAAUAGACAGACCUGCUCCAGCUCCUGUUGAUUGCCUGAAUCUAAAGAAGACCGUUGCUGUUUCCUGUGGAGGGGAGCAUACUGCUGUUCUGACAAAGGGAGGUUUAGUGUUCACAUUUGGCUCGGGUCGAUAUGGACAGCUUGGACACAACACUCUCAGAAAUGAACUACGACCUCGACUGGUGGCCGAACUCUGGGGGGCAAAGGUGACCCAGAUAGCCUGUGGAAGAAACCACACAUUGGCGUUUGUGGGCUCCUUCAAAAAGAUCUACUCAUUUGGGCGUGGAGAGCAAGGGCAGCUGGGAAAUGGAGUCAAGAUGGAUCAGUCUGUGCCUCUGCCAGUACAGCUACCACAGGACCACAUUGAUGACCAGCAAAUUGAACAAACCUUUGCUGGAGGAAACCAUUCUUUUGCCGUGUGCAGUUCCGCUAAGGAAUCAGGAAAAGGGAUGAAUGACUCCCGUGUUGAAAAAAUGAUUCAAACAUUAGACAAUGACGUCAUUGACAGAUGGAUCUUGCAAUGCGACUCAAAAUCAUGGGAGAAAAUACAGAAGGAAAUCACAGAAACGUUCUCUUCUGCAUCAUGUUUAAAUGGGAGCUUCCUGGACAAAAGUUGUGACAAACACUACCAAACCUCACUGAAGCACUCUGGCCUGGACUUGUCACUCGCCCGAAAGGCUUUUCAAAGGCUUGCAGAAAAGGACAAAGUUCUGGCUGAGGUUGAAGAUGUUGUCCAGCGCAUUCUCCUUCCCUCCCUGAGUAAGGAUCCCAUUGGGGUGGAGGGUCUGAGGGUGUACCUCAUCAUCCCUGAGCUCCUGAGGGUUCUCCUAAAACAACAACGUGGCAUAGACAUUACUGAGGCCUUCGCUGCUGCCAUCCUCAGACUGAACCCAGACAAGCUCCAGGUCCUUGAGGGCCUAUGGUCGACACUGUCACAUUCCUUCUUCCGAACCGUGGUGAAAACAUUCCAUUCCGUGUCAGCAGAGUACCUUCACCAGAUGGCAGUCAAACGAUGUGAUCAUAGAAAAUCAUUAAAGAAGACUUUUGGGGUUCUGAAAAGGCUUUAUGAUGCGAACAGCAAGAGACACAGAAGAAUCACAGUUGACACUUUCCAUAUCAACAAAAUCAGUUCUCUCUUUCAGGCUAAGCUGGUACAGGACUUAGAUUCAGAACUGAGAGAGCUGGUCUGGGAUAUCUCAGGAGAGGAUGACACAUAUUGGAUUGAAAGUGAGAUGAUAUUGAGCAAAAUAGAAUGUUAUAAGGAUAACAUAUUAUGCCUCCUGAAGGACUACCCCUGUAUCCUGGACACUGAAGCCAAAUGUACAGUGUGGAUGUAUGCAUUUGAUCAGAUCAAAGAUUGUCAUGAGGACAUCGAAUACGGUUGGUUUUGUGACGACACCCUAAAGGUGGCUCGGGAAACACUUCUGGAUGAUACCUUUCAGCAACUGCGAAAAAUGAUUUGCCACAUGGUGGCUUUAAAGGUGAAGUUUCAAGCUGAGAAUGGUGUGGAUGAAGGUGGUGUUUCACUGGAAUUCUUCAGCCUCCUGGGGAGGGAACUUCUCACAAUGGAACCAAAGACACUGGAGGUUUACGAGUCUGGACUAGCAUGGCUCACAACAGAUGACGGUGGUAUCACUGAUGAAUUCUACUUACUUGGGCUGCUCUGUGGGAAGGCACUGUAUAAUCAGUGUGUUCUGAACCUCUGCUUCCCUCUGGCUCUCUUCAAGAAGCUUCUGGGUCUGACUACAACAUUGGAUGACCUUAAAGAGCUGUCUCCAACUGAAGCAAGUGGCUUGCAGUAUGUGUUGGAUGAAGAUGAGGAGGUUGUUGAAGCGCUGGAUUUGGUUUUCAUGGACAAAGGGCAAGAACUGAUACCAAAUGGAGAGGAGCUCCCAGUUACCAUGGUCAACAGGAAGAAAUAUGUUGACUUGUAUGUUGACAUGAAGCUCAACAAGUCAGUGCAGAGCCAGUUUGCAGACUUUGAGAGAGGCUUCCACAAAGGCUGCCCUACACAGACAUGGAGGAUGUUUCUACCUGAGGAGCUGAUGACACUUCUACAAGGAGAUGACAACUACGAGUGGGACAAGUUGAGAGAGAAUGCCAAGUCUCAAGGAUAUAGGCCCACAGAUGACAUCAUCCAGAACUUCUGGAGGGUUUUCACAGAGUUCUCAGAGGAGGAAAAGAAGAAGUUCUUAACUUUUCUGACUGGAACGGACAGACUGCCCAGAGGACGAAGUCUCUCCAAACUGCAGAUGCAAAUCACGUCUUUGGGCAGCACUGACGCUGAUGAAUAUUAUCCGAAAGCACAAACCUGCUCUGUGACAUUAUGCCUCCCUAACUACAGCAGUAUCGACACACUACAGGAGAAGCUUCUCCAUGCUAUCACCCACUGUGAUGUGUUUGGAGAUGCUUGAAAUGGGAAGCAUGUUACUAGUAGCCUAGCAGUUUGUUUUUAUCUACGUCUGUCAGUAUUAUGAUUUUAUUUAGUCAAUGAAGCACAUUCAGAGCUAACACCUGAAAAUAUUCAGACAUUAAGAGCAGUCUUUAUAAAUAUAAACUUUCAUAAAUGCUUAAUGUUUUUUCCUGUGAAACCACUAUUAAUAGAAACAUUUACGCCUCCUCCGGACCCCUCGUAGCCUAAUGUGCUGUUGAUUGGUCAAAUAAUUAUGAACUAAAUGAAUGAAAGCCAAUCAUACUUUAAUGAUCAAACAGUGGAGUAAAUUGAGAGAAAUUGAGAGCUCUUUAUCUCUUUACAGAUUGGCUGUGGGUAUGAAUUCUUAGGAACCCUCUUUCAGAAAUGUUUGAAUUUUAGCUAACCUUAACCCUUUUUCUAUCCUUAACCUAAUUAUCCUGCUGCAUUAAUUAUCCUAAUUUGCUGUGUAAAUUCUCCUAAUCUCCUACGAAAAGUGAAAUUCUAGUCAAUUCUGACAUAAACUGUAGGAUAUUCCAUCUUGACAAAAAAAAACUUUUCCUGGUAGCUAAAGGUCCGAAGAUUCUGAGCAUGUGCGUAAUUCUCUACUUUACGCACAGCCUCUGCUACAGUUUGGCUGCCCAGAGAACAGGAUACUCCGGUGAAUGGUGCUUGUUUAAUAAAGUUAGAUCAAAGCUGAAUCAGUGUCUGCAGAAUGAAAUAUAAUAGCAUCAGGGCUGUAGCUACAUAAGAGGACAAAUGAAAAUAAGAUCAGCUUUAAUAUUGCUGAUAGAUUGAGGCUUCUGUCAAUGUAGUUGUCUGCAUCAUUUCCAAUCCCCCAUAUAUUUUGGGGGGUAAAUAUAUAUAUAUAUUAUUAUUUGUAUCCCUAAACGUACCACCCCUACCCUAAUUGGAGUAAACUAAUGGACAACAACACUUAGGCUUCUACUUCCAGUUUAUACAUACAAUAUACAUUUUAUGGAUACAGUAUAUUUUACAUUAGCUAUCUUUUGUUUGUUUUUAGUCCCAUCCUUCAGAUACCCUCAACCCCUCCUAUCUAUCUUUGAAGACCUCCCAGUUUGAUUUCUCUUGGCCAUUAUAUUUUUUUCAACUGUGCUGUGUAGGGCCUGAACUUAUUGUUGAGAGUUAGAAUAGUAGAAUACAUAUUCUGCAAUUGGCAGUUUUCCUCUUGUUAUAUGUCACUCAAUUAGCCCAUAUUAAUUCAUAUUUUACAGAUUGGUACAUUAGCUAUUUAAACUUGUACAUUUUAGAAGACACUCUUAUCCAGAGCAAUUAGAGUUAAGUAACUUGCUUAAGGGCACAUCAGCAGAUUUUUUACCUAGUCGGCUUAGGGAUUCAAUCCACCAUCUUUUCGGUUACCAGCACUUAGCAGCUAGGCUUCCUGCUACCAUGUAGUAAUCAUGGCCAAAUUACUGACCAGGCACACAGGGCACGUGCCCAGGGGGCCCCCAUUGAUUUGGUUAGUUGUUCUCACUCAGAUAUCAUGUUAACAUGACAUAAGUCAUGGUAAAAUGUGUAGAAUUGCAGGAAAUUAGCUGUGAAACUGCAAAAAAAUACAAGUUCUGUAAUGCAAAUGUAUUUGUUUACCUUUUGUUAAUAAAAUACUUUUUCUGCUUA